AACGACGGUAUCUGAUGUUCUCGACAGUUGCAAUUGAGAUCUUGUGGGAUACACUUCUCAAGCUCAUUCACAUGUCUGUAAAAGUGAAAGGCAACGAAGUCAGACAACACAUAAAGUGCGGUACUAAUACGCAAUAAAGAAAGCGACGAUUGUACGUAUCACAUACGUUCGUGAUCUUAUCCUAACUCAGUGUAAAUGACAAUCUUUCAAUUAAUCAAUUGACAGUGAACUGAUAAUUUUAUGUAUUGCGGCAAAAUGUUGGAUACAAAAGAUGAAAAUGGUGUAACGAAAAUGCUGGAUAGUGAUUGUAAAAUUUGUGUUCAAGAAUCACAAAAAUUACUGGAACCCAAGAAAUUACGGAAUUCACAAAUAUUAAUCGAAUUCAGGAAUCUCUGUUAUUCAGUUCACGAUCGAAAAGGUAGUGAGGAAGUAAUCUUAAAUGAUGUGACGGGACAUUUCGAAUCGGGAAAAGUCACGAUGAUAAUUGGUCCUUCCGGUGCCGGAAAAACUACCUUGCUGAAAAUUCUAUCAGGCAAACGAUCAGUCGAUAUUAAAGGUAACAUUACUAUGAAUGGCAUUAAAUGGAAUAGGAACAUAUUCCGUAAACAGAUGUGCUAUGUACCGCAACAAUUCGAUCUAUUGCCAUUUCUGACAACAAGAGAAACUCUUUAUGUAGCAGCUCGAUUGAAACUUGACAUUGAUCAGAAAAAAGACGCGAUUUAUUUAAUUGUAAACGAAAUUGCAGACAAACUUAGCUUGUCAAAAUGUCUGGACACAUUAGCGUAUAAAUUAAGCGGUGGCGAACGGAAGAGACUUUCCAUCGGUGUAGAAUUAAUCAAUAAUCCAUUCGUUCUCUUAUUAGAUGAACCAACAAGUGGUCUUGAUAGUGCAGCCUCUAAACAGGUUAUUAACAUACUACACAAUAUGGCGAGAGAAAAUUGCACUGUGGUUUGCUCAAUACAUCAACCUAGUAGUCAGAUGAUUUCACUCGUCGAUAACAUUAUGGUACUCAACCAAGGCAAAUGUAUGUAUUGUGGUCCAAGAAACGAGAUUUUAAACACGUACAGUAUUGCAGGAUUCACAUGCCCGAACUUCUAUAACAUAGCCGAGUUUGUGCUUGAGGUAAUAACAGAGCAAAGAGAUGGAGAUUUAGAAAAUUUAUACAAAAUUUGUCGUGAAAAAUAUGAACAAUCUAGUUUAAGCAAUAAACGUAAUAAAAAUGAAUUGGAUUUAUCGACAUAUUCCAAACAGGAAUUUCUCACAGAUAAUACGGAUAAGUUCAUAAAUAAUAUAGUACAAGAAAAAUCGACGUGGCAACAGCAAAAGAUUUUAUUUUUAAGAUCUUUAAUCUGUAUCAAGCGAGAUAACACUUUAACAAAACUAAGAUUUGCGGCGCACGUUGUAGUCGCGCUGUUACUAGGAAUAGUUUUCUAUAAUUUCGGCAAUGAUGCAGAAAAAGCUGACAGUAACAUUGCUUGCUUAUUUUUCUUUCUAUUAUUUUUAUUCUUUGCAAAUUCUCUCCCGGCAGUACAGAUGUUUCCUACAGAAGCGACAGUAUUCCUACAAGAACAUUUAAAUAAUUGGUAUUCCUUGAGAUCUUAUUAUAGUGUAAAAAUAUUCACGGAUCUACCGAUGCAAAUACUUUGUGCUUCAUCUUUCUUGUUUAUAUCAUAUUACAUAACAGGACAGCCAAUGGAAUGUGAUAGAAUUCUACAGGCGUGGAGUGUUUGUCUGUUAAUUACGAUUCUUGGACAAACUGUUGGGAUACUUACAGGCGCAGUUUUUAACACUGAGAUAGGUACGUUUUUAAUACCGGCAAUGAGUAUACCAUUGUUGCUGUUCGCUGGAUUUUUUCUAAAAUUAGGAGAAAUAUCAAAGUAUUUACAACCUUUAGGCGUUGUGAGUUUUUUCAGAUAUGCAUUUGAAGGAAUGAUGCAAGCAGUCUAUCUUGAUCGACCUAAUCUGACGUGUUUGGAAAUCUAUUGUUAUUUGAGUUCGCCAAACAAGAUUCUUUCAAAAAUGAGCAUGCCAACUGUGAUAUUUCCUGUAAUUUUGAUAAUACUUGGUUCUUGGAUACUCUGUUUACACGUAAUCACUUAUGCAGUACUUAGUUGGAGAAUUUAUUAUUCAAGAAAAUGAUACGUUACGUUAAUGCUUGUUUGGAGAAAGGGUUCUUAAAGUAUGUUUUAACCAAGAAAUGAUCUGUAUAGUAAAUUCUUUUGUAUUACUACAUUAAGGAUAUUGUAAAGGGUAAAUUGUAGGAUUAUAAAUGUAAGUUAUAUAAAUAUUUUUUUACUUUA
Molecule: messenger RNA, 2300 nt
Organism: Monomorium pharaonis (pharaoh ant)
Lineage: Eukaryota; Metazoa; Arthropoda; Insecta; Hymenoptera; Formicidae
Product: ATP-binding cassette sub-family G member 4
Exons: 11
Coding region: 241-2139 (632 amino acids)
Cellular component (GO): plasma membrane
Molecular function (GO): ATP hydrolysis activity; ATP binding; ABC-type transporter activity
Source: RefSeq, a predicted model, not a curated record